Pelagomonas calceolata is the source of this 890-nucleotide messenger RNA. The record is from the annotation of a GenBank genome assembly. Lineage: Eukaryota; Pelagophyceae; Pelagomonadales; Pelagomonadaceae.
UUCAGGCAUCCAGUCGUAGCGAUCACAGCGUACGAACACAAUCACGAGUCACGCCCGCGCACGUCUUUCAAGCGCGCGCGACCAAAAACGAUCUCUUAAAGUUGAGGCUCUCAGGCACAAACAUCACAACUAUGGCCUCUUACGCUACCGUGCCGGGCGAGGCCGAGGCCGAGACGCCGCUUCUGAACCGUGACGUUCGCGUCAACCUCAAGACCGUCAUCGGUGGCGCCGCCGUCGCGUCGUUCUUGCUCGGCGCGCUCGCCGCGACCGUCGUGAGCGGGGCACCCGCGCGCACGAACUCUUCGGCGCUCUACAAAGCCGGCGGCGCGACGAAUUUCGCCGCGGCGGUCGCCGAUCGCGGUACUAAGAAGUGGACGUGCGACGCGCCCUACGUAGACAGCACGUACGGCCCGUCAAGCGGUCCACUAAGCGCCGCGGGACUGGCCGUUUGGUCCGACUGGCCCAAUCCGCAGGCUGUGUCCGAGACGGAGGAUUACAAGUUCCAGGCCCCGAGGGACCAGGUCGUCACCUUUACUCUGAAGAGCAUUGAUGGGGCUGACUCUUUGUCGCGGGUCACAGCCUGGGCGUUCGCAGGCGGCCUGGGCGACCCCGGGUACGCCGCAGUCGCCAGUCCCGCCGGAAUCGAGUUCCCCAAAGCACUCUGCACUGGCGGCGAAUUCUCAUUCGUCGACGGACCCAUCGUGAACAAGAGAUCCGGGCUCCGCGGGAGUUCCAUGCCAGCCUCGGCCAAGUAUACCCUCCCGAAUUACAAUUACGGCUACCCCAAUGGGGUAACCACACAGUCGAAAACGGCAACCGUCACGGCAUUCGUCGGCGAAAAGUGGUACCAAAGCACCUACACGUUUUCCGUUUGCAACGCCAAUUGCUAA